This is a messenger RNA of Haliotis rufescens (red abalone), 734 nucleotides long. RefSeq names its product MORN repeat-containing protein 2-like. NCBI's taxonomy places the organism in Eukaryota, Metazoa, Mollusca, Gastropoda, Lepetellida, Haliotidae. The transcript has 4 exons. The coding region runs from base 110 to 556 and encodes 148 amino acids. The record is from RefSeq and is a predicted model, not a curated record.
UCUCUCUCACAUUCUCGCGAGAUCGUGUUGCUAUGGAAAUCAAUUACAAAUGGCUGCGCCCAUUCAAUAACAAAGCGACAACGAAGGAUUCAUUUUCAACUUGACAGUCAUGCCAGGGGAAAAGAAAAAAGACAAGAAAAAGGCCGAUGAUGGACCUGAAGAAAAAUUGAAAGGAGUGCACAUGUUUGCCAAUGGAGACAAAUACGAUGGAGAGUACAGCAAGACAGAGGCUGGUGCCCUGGAGAGGAGCGGGGAGGGGACACACACAACAGCAGAUGGUGUGGUGUAUGAUGGACAGUGGGCAGGGGACAAGAUGAAUGGUCAGGGGAAGCUGACCCAUCCAUCUGGCAAUGUUUAUAUUGGAGAGUUCAACAACAACCAGUUUCAUGGAAUAGGAAAAUACGUUUGGCCAAAUGGAUCAUUUUAUGAAGGACAAUUUGUUGAAAACAAGAUGGAAGGAGACGGAAAUUUUACUGAUACAGAAAGUCAGACAUGGACAGGAACGUUCCGAUAUCGUGCUGCACCUGGACUCCGCUUUAAGCUGAACAUGGAAUAGAGUUUGUUGUGUACCAUCACAUGUACAAAGAUUUGAAAUUCAUGUGAAUGUACUGUGAAGUCAGCAUAACUUUACUUUCAUCCACAAGUUUCAUAUACCUCAUUUUGUGAAUGUAAAUAAUUCUUUAGAAUUCAAGAUAAUGUGUAUGAAAAGUUUGUAAAUAAAUGUAUUAGGUUAA